AUGCACUGCCUGUAUCUCAUCAUCUCACCCAUUUCGCUCACUCAACAGAGUGAUAAACUCAACUAUCACCUGGUCUCACACUACAGAGAAGGUCAUCUCGACGAGUAUAUUCGCUAUAGGGGGAGUAUUCCAAAUGUCCAUAAUUUAGGCCGUAAACUUGGAAAUAUUCAUCAUUUCCCAUUGGCUAUUAUCGCAGUAGAUUAUUCAUGGGGAAAGCUUUGCGCCACGGACAUUAUUCAUCUUCAAGAGGUAUAUAAUUAUUUCGGUGGGAGGCCCAACCGCGAAGUGAACCUCAAAAAAGGCUCGUCAGACCUAAUGGACAAAGAUUACAUGGUAUGUCACAACAUUCUACUACAAGCAAGAGAUAAAAGAUCCAAAAUUCGACUAUCAAGCGUCAUUAAUGCAGAAUUUGCCCCCUGUACGCUAAAAAUACUGCUGCGACUUGUUUCGUCAAAUCAUGCCAAGGUUGUUGGUCCUUUUAGUAGUUACAGUCAUCAAAAAAAGUCAAGACUUUCUGUCAUAGGUAACGUCAAUAUUCCAGCAAAAAAUAUAUUAGAUUCGCCUGAUCCAAUUAUCUCGACCGUGAUAGAAGGAACUGAAAUGCACCUCGUCUCUGUCGCUGGAUAUCUCAAGCUGAUCAUCAAGAAGGGACCUGAUAUAUUUGAAAUAAUGCCACGCUUAGGAGAUCAUCCAGACGAUAAACUCUACGAUUUCUUGGUGAAUUACGAAGCAUUUCAUCAAGUUGCUCCAAAGCUCAACCUGGAACAGGCUAGUAUUGUCUAA
Molecule: messenger RNA, 783 nt
Organism: Blumeria graminis f. sp. triticale
Lineage: Eukaryota; Fungi; Ascomycota; Leotiomycetes; Helotiales; Erysiphaceae
Source: the annotation of a GenBank genome assembly